Molecule: messenger RNA, 534 nt
Organism: Suillus subaureus
Lineage: Eukaryota; Fungi; Basidiomycota; Agaricomycetes; Boletales; Suillaceae
Exons: 2
Coding region: 70-354 (94 amino acids)
Source: RefSeq, a predicted model, not a curated record
CAGACUUUGUUGCGGUGCACGUGACAAGCAGGUAGUAUUGUCUCUUUCCGAGAAAUUUAGACCAUCAAGAUGGGGCGGAACGCAAAACUGCACAAACGCAUUAAAAAGAAGACAGCUACAUCAUCUGCGUCACACCCUUCUCUCAGCGCUGCCAAAACAUCGGCUCCACAUGUAGUAUCAUUACAGGUACAAGCCACAAGGAGACGCGCAGAUCUUAAGUCAAAGUCAAAGUCAAAACCGUCAUCAAGCAAGGCCACGGGAGAACAUAUUCUCGGAGGCGCGGAUUAUGUGACAUUACUUAUGGGCGGCCGCAAGAAAGUUGCAGAGGAAGCUUUAAAGUUACCAAAAGACUGACCAAAAGUGUGUUUGCAACAAUUCCAUCCCGCAGUGCACAAUUCUCAACCAUUUUAUAGACCUGCACGAGCCUGAUGCUUUUUUAAGCCUCAUGGAAAUACCAAGUCAGACGUAUUACGAUCUCCGAACAGUAUUGUUUGCAUGGCAACUAUGUGCAUUCAUGGGGUAUCUUCGGGAUAU